This is a messenger RNA of Punica granatum (pomegranate), 1877 nucleotides long. The record is from RefSeq and is a predicted model, not a curated record. Lineage: Eukaryota; Viridiplantae; Streptophyta; Magnoliopsida; Myrtales; Lythraceae.
GGUAGGCAAGGAAUGCGACCAAACUUCUCGGGCUCUAAAUUAUCCACCGGACCGGAGCUGCUCUGCUCCGAUUCUCUCUCUCUCUCUCUCUCUGCUUUCUCUGUCUAUAACACACGACAAAGACAGAGUGCUGAGUUAUGCAAUUAGGCCAGGCCCCUCAUCUCAACUUCCUCCAUUAAAUGCCUUCCCUCCCUCUUCUCUCUUAAUCCCCCUUUUGCUUUCGAUUUCCUUCCACGGCCCAAAAGGAAGCAUAAAGCUUCUCUCUUUCCUCUUCGCUGUGAAAAAAGAAUCCCCUUUUCAGUUUCAUUGCUGCAGUCAGAACUCUGCAGAAGAAGGCAGAGCAUUCCUAAUCCUCCGCCCUUUUUCUACCCCUUUGCUGGGUCUGACGCCAUUGCCGGCGGCUUCCUCAAAGUUCUCGCCUUUCUCCGCAGGGGAUUUAGCUGAAGAGAGCAAGGGGAUGAGUUCUGGGGGAAAGUUGGUUAUUGCACUGAUUGUUGCUUGCUCUUCACUGGGAGCAAUCAUGUUCUUCUCCGUGUGCUUCUGGAUUUACCAUUUCCGGUGCAGACGUAGGGCUCGCACUGAUACGAGCAGCUUCAGCACUGAGAGCUUAGAAGCUCAGAAGGGGCUUUAUCUGACUUCAAUUUCUAGCAAAUUUGGGUCCUUGAAGGCGGUUACCAAGAAGAAAUCUGUUCCAUUCAUCGAUUACAAUCUCCUAGAGAAGGCAACUAACAAUUUCGACCCCGCCAAGAAGCUCGGGGAGGGCGGAUUUGGAUGUGUCUAUGAGGGUAGUUUAGAAGAUAAUACCCAAGUCGCUGUGAAGAAGUUAAAUCGUGGAACCAAAGAUGUGUCCAGAGAAUUCGAGAUUGAGGUGAAAUUCUUAAGGAGAAUGCAGCACCCAAACAUAAUUUCCCUCUUGGGAUAUAGUACGAAUGGUCAGGCGAGUUUUAUUGUCUAUGAAUUGAUGCAAAACGGCUCUUUGGAGACUCAAUUGCAUGGACCUUCUCUGGGAUCCGCAUUAACAUGGCAUAUGCGGAUGAAGAUAGCUCUAGAUACGGCAAGAGGACUUGAAUAUCUGCAUGAACAAUGCAAACCGCCAGUCAUUCACAGAGAUCUCAAAUCCGCUAAUAUCCUUCUUGACUCUAACUUCAAUGCCAAGCUCUCAGAUUUUGGUCUUGCUGUGACUGAGGGGAGAAGGAAAAUAGAUAAAACUGAUCUCUCGGGCACUUUGGGAUACGUUGCACCCGAAUAUUUGCUAGACGGUAAAUUGACUGAUAAGAGUGACGUUUAUGCUUUCGGAGUUGUGCUUUUGGAACUUCUACUGGGGAGGAGGCCCAUGGAGAAACUGGCACCAAGUCAGUGCCAAUCUAUCGUCUCCUGGGCCUUGCCUCAGCUUACUGACAGAUCCAAACUUCCAAAUAUCUUGGAUCCUUCAAUAAAGGAUAAAAUUGAUAUCAAGCACUUGUAUCAGGUUGCUGCUGUAGCUUUAUUGUGCCUGCAACCAGAACCGAGCUAUCGACCGCUCAUAGCCGAUGUUCUGCACUCGCUCGUUCCUCUCGUGUCCAUUGAGCUCGGCGGAACCCUGGACCUUUCGGAAACUGUACCUUCUGAUCAUGUAUAAAACUCAGAGCUGGACACCUAAAUGACCCGGGGCUCUUUUUAGUGCCUAAUCACCGGCAACCAAUCCUGCAUCAGAUCCUUGAAGACCGCCUUCUUGACCAAUUUUUCACUCACACGAAUUUACCCACUCUUGGUGGAAGAGAAGUGUGUCAUGUCGGUCAUUUUCUGUAAAGUGGUUUGAUCGGGAUGAGAUAUGUUCCCGAUUGAUGAUAUUUAUAUGUAUAUAUAUUUAGUUGUGAAAUGGAAAUAAUUAAUUAGCA